Molecule: messenger RNA, 1128 nt
Organism: Stereum hirsutum FP-91666 SS1
Lineage: Eukaryota; Fungi; Basidiomycota; Agaricomycetes; Russulales; Stereaceae
Exons: 2
Coding region: 57-926 (289 amino acids)
Cellular component (GO): membrane
Molecular function (GO): opioid growth factor receptor activity
Source: RefSeq, a predicted model, not a curated record
CGGGAAUACAGUCUACAAGUCUACGGCUCAGCUCCAGAGGUGAUCUUAUUGCACCCAUGUCUUCUUCUUCGUCACCCAGCUCUAGCACUAGCACGCGUUCAUCGACAACAACGCCCCCUCUAGUGGGCUUUUUCACGUAUCCCAACGGAUUACCUGACUCUAGAGGACGCACACUCUCUGAGAUCCUUUCUUGGGGAAACGACAAACUAGAAUACAGCCACGACUAUAUCCAGAUCGUCUUUCCCCUCCCGGAACGCUCGGGCGUGAACUGGAAUGCGCCACUCAUCGAUCGCGCCACAUUCGUCGCGUUCCGAACGCAGCCCGCACUACGCGCCCGUCUUCGCGAAGCUUUCGAACGGAUGAUGGCAUUUUAUGGUUUUGGGAUUGAAGAGAAGAAGAAGAAGGUCGCAAAAAGCGAGGAUGGAGACUCGGGGAAGGGGAGAACGGCAGUGUUGACACGGCUACCGGAGUUUGAGGAGAGGGCGGGAGACAGCUGGUUGACGCGUUUCGAUCACAAUCAUCUGCGUAUCACGCGUAUCAUCCGGAGUCUGAGAGUGCUGGGGCUUGAGACUGAGGCGAAGGCUUUCUAUGAGGCGUUGGUAGAUGUCGUGAAGGAAAGGCCAGGGAGGGUGAGUGGGACGAGUGUGAUGUAUUGGGGCAGGGCCAUGGAGAGGCCUCUCAACGUGAAGCCGGAUGAGGAUAGGGUGGAGGAGAAGGCUGGGCCACUGUUUCUGCGGGAAUACGAGAAGGGAGUGCUCACUGAAUUGGUGAAGACUAGUCCCUCGCACGUGAACGUGGCAAGUAGUAGUGAGGACAAGGGUAGCCCUACUCAAGACACCACGGCCAAAGUUGAAGAACCAAACCCCGAUUCCCGAGAGGAAGCACCGUCGAAUUCGACAGAUAUGCAGAGGUCAAAGUCGCCUUGAUUCCUUGCGAUUUGGUACAAUGUAGAAUCGUCCGAGGCAUCCAACGUUAGGACCCACAUUUGAUCUGAAUAUCUGCUCAUCGACAUCGUCUUCCAUGUCGCUGGUACGAGCAACGUCAACCCCCUGGGAGACUGAAAUACCAGGCCUCGGCCGAUUUACUUGCAGCAUGGAGCAUCCAUACUAUGGACUCGAGCAGUCGUCA